Messenger RNA from Adineta steineri, 411 nucleotides. NCBI's taxonomy places the organism in Eukaryota, Metazoa, Rotifera, Eurotatoria, Adinetida, Adinetidae. The record is from the annotation of a GenBank genome assembly.
AUGGACUCACGAUAUCAUUUUUCAGCAACGAUGCCCAAUCGUUAUGAACAACUAUCAUACAAUACUAAUCCGAAUAGUAAUAAUAUGAACAAUGAAAAUCGCUCUAAUUCAAUGUCAUCGCGUUAUUUUCAUCGAAAUCCACCUGUUUUCCCUCCACAUCAUCAACAUCGUAUACGUACUCCGCCACCACUAUUUUCCUCAUCAUAUUUAGGCCCAUUACAACAACAUCGGCCACGCUUUCUUUCUGCAUGGGAUCUUACACCAACACCAAGUAUUUAUCUUUCGUCACGCAAUAUUGCUACGACUACACCCACACCAACAUCAAUACCAACACCAACAUCAUCAGUACCGAAACAAUAUGAGGAGGGUGCGUGUAUCUUAAACAGUUGUGUCUUUUAUUUCACUCGUUAA